AUGUCUACAUGUCAUGACCUCGUUGAUCAACAACUACCUCCAACAACAACAACAACUGCUUCUUCUAACUUUAAUUCAACAAUAACCGAUUUUUAUUCCACAACAAGAAUGCCAUCCAUACAACAACAGCAACAUAAUCACAUGUAUAAUAAUAAUAAUUAUCAACAACAACAACAACAAUAUAUUACAAAAUCAGGAGGAGGAGGAUCUAAUUGUAAUAAUACAAAUUCAACUGUUAAUUGUACAACAUCAACAAUAACGUCAUUUCCAUCAUCACAAAUGUAUUAUAAUAAUCAAUUGUCAUCAACAAGUACAAUGAUUAAUAAUCAUUACAAUAAUAAUUACACUUCCAAUAAUAAUAAUAAUACAACUACUAAUACUACUACUACUACUACAAUUACUAACUUAUCUACUACCAAUCAUCUUCAAUCUAACUCUCAAUCAUGUAUCAAUAAUAACAUUAAUCAAUCACAAUUAUUUAAUUGUAAUAAUCAAAUCAAUAACAAUAAUAUCAUUAACAAUAAUAAUAAUUGUAAUAACAAUGCUAAUAUCAAUGCUAAUAAUAAUAAUAAUAAUACUAUUCAACAACAACAACAAGUAGAAGAAGAAUCCAAAAGUAAUUACAAUAACAAUAACAAGAACAAUAACAACAAACAAACAGUUCAAAAUCAUAGUUUUGAUACACCCAUUGAUAAAUAUAAAGUAACAGAAAUAAUUGGUAGUGGAACGUAUGGCGUUGUUGCUAUUUGUAAAGAAUUACAAACUGAUCAACAAUUUGCCUUGAAAAAGAAUAUUAGAGUAUUUCCAGAUGAAAAUGAUUUAAAUCAAUCAACAAAUUCCACCACAAAUAAUGGUAAAUAUGUAGCAUUUAAUAAUAGUGGUAAAUUACAUCAAUUGAGAAUGUUAAGAGAAUUGAAAAUGUUACAUCAUUUUAGAAAUUGUCCAUAUAUAGUUAAUUUAAAAGAUGUUUAUGUUCCAAAUCAAUUAAAUCAAUUAAGAGAUAUUGAAAUGAUAACAAGUUUAAUGGAAGCUGAUUUACGUGAUAUAUUUGAUAGUGGUCAAUCACUCUCUCCUAAACAUGUUAAAUGGUUCAUGUAUCAAAUAUGUCUCUCUGUUUAUUAUAUGCAAAAAGCAAAGAUUUUACAUAGAGAUUUAAAACCUGAAAAUAUACUAGUGAAUAGUCAGUGUGAUGUUGCUAUUUGUGAUUUUGGUUUAGCAAGAGGUUAUUACAAUUCUCUUCAGAAUAAGAAACAAUUAUCAUCAUCUUCACCUCAAUCUCAUAUCAUUGAUAUUAACAAUAUUACUAAUAAUAAUCCACUUGGUACAAUGAUGAUGAAUCAUUCUAAUCAUUCUAAUCAAAAUAAUGGUAUUAAUAAUAUUAAUAAUAAUAAUGGUAAUGAAGAAGAUGAUUUGAGUGAAAAUCAAACUAAACUCUCAAGUAAUUAUGUUGUUUCGAGAUGGUAUAGACCACCUGAAUUAUUAACAAAUGCAACACAAGUGUAUAACAAGACACUUGAUAUGUGGUCAGUUGGAUGUAUCAUGUAUGAAUUAUUAUCAGGUAAAGGUGAAGUUUUAUUUAAAGGAAGUGGUUCAAUUGACCAAAUUCAAAGAAUUAUAAAACAAUUAGGUACACCUGCCAUUGAUGAUUUUAAUGGAUCAGAAGCAGCACGUGAUUAUAUUUAUAACAAAUUUCCAAUUUGUAAAAGAAGAUCAUUUACAAAAAGAUUACCACCAAACACUUGUCCAAUGGCAAUUGAUUUAAUGAAGAGAAUGUUAACUUUUAACAUGUACAAACGUAUUAAUCCAUUAGAUGCUCUAUUACAUCCUUAUUUUAGAGAAUUUUAUGAUCAAUCUGAUUUGAAUAUUCCACUUUCACCAUUCGAUACUGCAUGGGAAGAAAAUAUGCUCUCAUCAAAUGAUUUAAAAUUAGAAGCUUUUAAUACUUUAAAAUCAAUUAAGAAGGAUCAUUUAAUUGAAUUACAACAAUUACAACAACAACAACUGUUAGAACAACAGCAACAACAAUUAGAUGAUUACAAUCAAAAUGAUGAUUAUCAAGAUAUUGAACUCAUUGAUGAUCAUGAUAUAAUAAUGAUGAAUCAUGGAAGAUCAUCAUCAGCAGAUCAAUUACAACAUCAUGAUUCAUUAGAAGAAGAAGAAGAAGAGAAUGCAAUGUUAUUGAGUCAGAGUGAAAAUACUCAUAGUAGUACCAAUAAUAAUGAAGAUUUUCUAAUGAUGGUUGUUGAUAAUUAUGGUAAAUUGAGUGUUGAUAAUCAUUGUCAACCAUUAUGUAAUACUAAUGCAAUGAUUCAACAACAACAACAACAACAACAGCAGCAGUAUUCCAGCAAGAAAGUGAUGGAUCACAACUUUUCACCUUCAAAAGUAGUUAUUUCAUACGUGUCAUCCAAUGUGUAUGAUUCUGGCUUUUAA
This is a messenger RNA of Naegleria gruberi, 2433 nucleotides long. RefSeq lists its product as uncharacterized. Gene Ontology annotation, cellular component: cytoplasm; nucleus. The record is from RefSeq and is a predicted model, not a curated record. The coding region runs from base 1 to 2433 and encodes 810 amino acids. Lineage: Eukaryota; Heterolobosea; Eutetramitea; Acrasida; Naegleriidae. Gene Ontology annotation, biological process: protein phosphorylation; intracellular signal transduction. Gene Ontology annotation, molecular function: ATP binding; protein serine/threonine kinase activity. The transcript has a single exon.